Messenger RNA from Cuscuta europaea, 2485 nucleotides. Lineage: Eukaryota; Viridiplantae; Streptophyta; Magnoliopsida; Solanales; Convolvulaceae. The record is from the annotation of a GenBank genome assembly.
AAGAAAAAAUCGCUGUGGUAAUAAAGAAAUUCUCACAGGAACAACGGGAAUACUCCGCAGUAGUAAAUGGUAAUGAGGCAGCCGCCUUUUUCCCAUUCGAGUUCUCAUCGCCGUUUGACCUUUCCAGUUUCUACUUGUUGAAUCUUCCCAUUUGAAUCCCCGUCAUUCAAUCAACUGCUGGAUUCUACCUAUUCCCUUAAAGAAAUUGAAAUUGUAUGCGGUUGCUCCGCCGAUGAAUUCUUUUUCUGCUGGCGGCGCUUCCGAUGUGAUCCGGACCUACCAGGCCUGGAAAGGCAGCAACAAAUUUUGCCUUGAAGGGAGGCUCAUCUUUGGACCGGAUGGUAGAUCGCUUUUUCUGACCAUAUUCCUCAUAGUUGCACCUGUUGCAGUGUUCUGUGUCUAUAUAGGCAGAAAGUUGAUGGAUGACUUUCCUGAUCACUGGGGGGUAUCCAUUACAGUUGUGGCUGUUCUCUUCACAGUGUAUGACUUGGUCCUCCUCCUGUUGACUUCUGCAAGAGACCCUGGCAUUGUUCCUCGCAAUCUCAACCCCCCUGAGCCAGAAAACUUUGAAGGGAAUGCACAAGCUGGACCUGGACAGACCCCGCAAUUACGUCUGCCACGUGUGAAGGAUGUUGAUGUCAAUGGAAUAACAGUGAAAGUCAAAUACUGUGACACUUGUAUGCUCUAUAGACCUCCACGCUGCUCCCACUGCUCAAUUUGCAAUAACUGUGUGGAACGGUUCGAUCAUCAUUGCCCUUGGGUUGGACAAUGUAUUGGUGUGAGGAACUAUCGCUUCUUCUUUAUGUUUAUUUUCUCGUCAACGCUCCUCUGCUUGUACGUGCAUGCAUUUUGCUGGGUCUAUAUUAGAAGGAUUAUGGAUAGUGAGGAGACUACCAUUUGGAAAGCAAUGUGCAAAACUCCAGCCUCAAUUGUGCUCAUUAUUUAUACUUUCUUAUCAACCUGGUUUGUUGGCGGCCUUUCAGUCUUCCAUCUUUACCUCAUCAGCACAAACCAGUCAACAUACGAGAACUUUAGGUAUCGGUACGACCAACGGGUCAACCCAUUCAACAAGGGGAUAAUUCAAAACGUAAUGGAGAUAUUCUGCAAGAGUAUUCCUCCUUCAAAGAACAAUUUCAGAGCAAAGGUUCAAAGAGAGGCCGAGAUACAACCUCGAAUAGUAGGUGGUGGUGAUAGUUACAGUCCAAAUUUGGAUAAAACGGAAUUAGAAAUGGGAAGGAAACCGGUUUAUGAUGAUGAUCCUAUGAGAAGCAGCUCUGAAUGGGAAAGGUUGCCAAGUAGAAAUGACAAUAUUCUAGAUAAAAUCAACAACACACAUUCAUCUCCUCCAUCAGGAGAGCUUAGCCGGAGCAUAGUAAAUCCUAUGAACUCUACUUGGGGGCGGAAAAGCCGGAGCAUGGAUCUUCCGCCUGACAUUGUUGCAUUGGCAACUGAAAUUGGGUGCUCAAAUUACAGCAAUGGUGGACAUGCUCUGUCAACUGGGAAACUGCUAACAACAUAAUGAGCUUUUGAGAGCAAAACGAAAAAUGAAGAAUUGAGUCACAACCGCUUACAAUUUGCUGAGGUAAUUUUCAAAUGUUAUAUGGUGUGUAAAUCUUAUUUUACUUAAUUUUUUUAUGACAGAAUCUAUCAUCUUUGAAGUGUGAUUAGUCUUGGUAAAUCAAUAUGUAUUCUUACUGACUGCAUUUUUUAACAUCAAAUGUAUACAAGUUUAUACUGUAAUGCUUCCUCAAUAUCUAUAUUGUUGCUAUUAUACUCAUUUUGUCUAGUUUCUCGUAUAUCAAAUCAUACAGAGUAUAACUGUAGAACUUUCUUAUACAGAAUGGAGGAUUUUUACUAUGCCCCAAUAAACUUGUGUUUGUUUUGUCAGUUUUGUGUGAUUUAAUAAAAUUAAUUCGGCCAAUUGUGAUUAUGAUGAUCUUUUAUAGUUUCAUUUUAUUUAGUUUUAUGAACUGUGAUGAUUCCCAUGAGAUGUGAUGUUUAAGGUGUAGGAAUUGUAACUGAAAUUGGUAAUACUAGCACUGUUCUAGCUCAGGUAAACAGACCGUUCCGGAUUCGGUUUGAUUCCUACCCGAUUUUGUAACCUAUAAAAACGGUACCGAAACUGAACUGGUUAUGGACUUGUUUGCGGCAUCUGUUCUGGUUCAGAACCGGAUAAUGACAGCUGGAGAAUUGGUUCUGGCCCCCAAAAAACAGCUUGGUAGGAAACUGGGACCGUGUCCAAGCCCUAGUGAAAGACUGAAAGGGUGAAUCUUGUACUUUGAUCCAAUGCUGUAUGGCUGGCUGUCUUGACUAUUGUUUGUUUUGCGGUUCCCAGUUGGGUGCCCAACUUGGUGUCCAGAUCGUUAGAUUGAGAUUUUCCGGCUUUGUAUGUCAGUAAUGACUUUUAUUCCAGGCAGCAUGACAACGAGAAUAAUAUCGACUGAUGAUUUUUUUGUGAGAAAAUUAAUGGAAAUGCUGAAUGCAA